Messenger RNA from Fusarium sp. VM40, 2328 nucleotides. NCBI's taxonomy places the organism in Eukaryota, Fungi, Ascomycota, Sordariomycetes, Hypocreales, Nectriaceae. The record is from the annotation of a GenBank genome assembly.
AUGGCGAAAAGAAGGCAUAAAAGAACUGCUACUAAGCCAAAGAUAGAUAACGCUCCCAAGAAGGACACCACUAUCAUCAAGAUGCCGAGGAACCGUCGACAGAGAGGCAACAAGGCCAACAACAACAAAGAUGCUCAAAAGCAGACUGAACCAGUCAAGCCUGCUCCCGGCGAUUGCAUCACCAAAUACGGGUCUAAAGAGGCCCGCAGAGCUCUGGAGGAGCGUGGCUAUCACCCUCUGGUUACCAAGAAGGGCAUGGAGGUGAUCAAGCUUGAGAUGCUUGAGAAAUGCGAGGACGCCAUAUCUAAACCUACCAGGGACGAUUUCAUGGCAGGCAUGCUCCCUCGAUUUCGUGGAAUUUACGCAAACACCAAUAUGCUCAUCACUGAUACUGGGUCCAAGUCAUCGCUGGCUGAGAAUGAGACCUCGGAGCCUAUCAGUUCCCGUCUCCGAUUGUUUGACGGGAGACAACCACCCGGCCAGCUUCUUGGCGAGCUACUCGCAUCCCAAGGAAUCAAGCGACUUCAGUUAUUUGCCGUUGCUGACCCGAAAGGAUUCAACGCCAUGUCUCAAGGAAUCUCUAUCUGGGACUUUGCCACGAGUGGCUUUCACGGCAAGCCGUGUGGCCACGUCUUCUUAUGCCUUACACCACAUCGUUCCCAGAUGACCUCUGAACAGUCGGUCGCCAUCAGUGAACUGGAACGCCAAUCCCGGGCACAGGUCUGCCGUCUCAUCGCCAGUGUGCGACACAACUGCGGCUCAACAGAGCCUUACUGGGUACAUGAAAAUUGGAGAGACGAGGAGGAGUUGCGAACAGAAGCCAAAGACGACAGACCUGAGGUAAAAUGCGAAUCAGCUAAAUGGGGCAGAACUUUGGUCAGGAUGAUUCAGUCUCUCCCCAACACCAAUGAUUUUUGGAGAAAGAUUGAAAAGGUUGUUGAUCCCCUGCCUGACAUGCACUACUACAUGUCCAAGCAAGUUGCUGCCAAGUGCGUUUUCGAUCUUUUGCGCUCAAUUUUUGCGCGGACAAGUCUCCUCCGGGUCCUUCACUUUCACAGAACUCCCCUUCUGGACCGACGAUUGAUUGCCAUCAUUCUCCGGGCAUGUCCUUAUGUGACGAUGAUUGGCAUAUAUGAGUGUCCCUUGAUCCAUUUUGGAGACAUCAUUUGUCUGCUUGAUCUCAUCCACGAGGUUAACCUCGAGCGAGAUAAACAGGGCCUGCCACGGGUGGAAUCGUUUGAUUUCUAUCCCAGGUACCAUGCCGGGAUGCCUUACACCAGCCGCGAUAUUGAUGAGAAUUGCACCUACGGUCUGUUAUGGAAACACCAAAAUAACAAUGUCGUUCAGCGCGGUGUCUUGGCAAUCCUCCUGCAUGCCGUGUUAAAGUCUCGCAGGAUGGGGUUAGGCCUUUUGAUGGAUCAUGAUGCGGCUUUCAUGAACUACCUCUCUAACGUCCCCUUGUUCCCGCGGAUAGUACUCAACUUCCUUGAUGGACUCUAUCGCUACCUCGAUGUGCAGAAAGCUGACCCAGGCAACUGCAACGCACUGAAACAGGCGCUUUACGAUAUGUCGAAGGCGAUACGUAUUGGCCUUGAGCCCCUCGACAAGGAUUGGCCCAACUACUACAUGAAGCAAAUGGGCAUCGGACUUGUUUUCUGCUCAUCGUGUGGCUAUGAACUCUUGCCCGAGUUCUACAUCGGAGAAGAGCUCCGACAGCAACCUCAUCAACGUACCUGCUGCGCAUGCUACUUGCAGUUCUGGAUGGACAGGGAGCAAGACCAUCAGAAGAUACCCUCCAGAGACCUCAUGAGCGUUUUCUAUCCAGAUUGGGAACCGAAGGCUUUCAACGUCGACGCUCCUCUACUCCGAGAAGGCCGAGAACUGCUGCGCAUGGGGACUCGCAAGUCCAUUCGCGAUCCCGAGCCUUCGAUACAAAUUUUGCCUGAUGGAGAGCAAUACGUCCCUUCAUUCACAAUCGAGUUUGUCAGAGACAACAAGGAUUAUGAGAAUUCUGUACAGGGCUUGCCUGAUCUGAAGACACUUCUUCUCGAGAAGGGACUUCGAGAGCAGGAGAUGAGUACCGUUGCUCUAUGUGCAGACACUGACAGAACUGUCGCACUCCUCUUGCGGGCUGAGUAUCCCGAGAGAAAGGGUUCCCGUCUCGCGUUCGCUAAAACUCGAAAGGAUGGCGCUGCUCCAGACCACCAUGAUGAGAGUCAAGGAUUAGCCCCGACUCGCAAUAAAAUGCGCAACGGAGGAAUUCAUAUCACCUACGGAUGGUACCAAGCCACCCGGGAUGGUGUUGAAAUGGAUCGGGAGGGUCAUUGA